Messenger RNA from Halichondria panicea, 1562 nucleotides. Its product is annotated as SPRY domain-containing protein 3-like. NCBI's taxonomy places the organism in Eukaryota, Metazoa, Porifera, Demospongiae, Suberitida, Halichondriidae. The transcript has a single exon. The record is from RefSeq and is a predicted model, not a curated record. The coding region runs from base 123 to 1445 and encodes 440 amino acids. Gene Ontology annotation, molecular function: protein binding.
UGUUGGUAGGUCAAAGGUCAAGCAUAUCCCAACCCCCUAUAAAAGAUAAGUAAAGUUGACUGGAAGCAGCCGGCCCAAAGAAGCGACAGUCAAAGGCUUUGCAAGCUACCAACUGGAGGAGAAUGGAACAAGGAACAAAGCUUCACACAAAGGGACGCUUUAACAUUGGCAGAAACGCUGAAGUCGAUGGAAAUCUCUUCAAAUUCCGUGGUGAAGGUGGCAGAGUGGGCGUGGUCCGUAUUGUAGAGCCCUUGACUCCGAUGUUGAAUUAUUUCGAGUAUGAAAUUGUUUGUAAAGGAUCCAAGUGUGCCAUUGGUGUGGGAGUUGGAGAUCUGUCGUACCCUCUGGAGAGAAUGCCUGGCUGGAAUCGGAAUGGGAUCGGAUAUCACGCCGACGACGGACGCCUGUUCCACGAGAACGGGUAUGGAAAAGGUUUUGGACCCACUUGUACGGAGGGCGAUCGAAUGGGUUGUGGAGUCGACUACAAUGCUGAUGUUGGUGACGGUUACGUGGAUGUUUUUUUCACAAAGAAUGGGAAACGAGUUGGAGACUCUAUGAGAAUGAAACGGCCUGUAUACGGCUUGUAUCCAUUGAUUGGCCUCCAUAGCCAAAACGAAGUGGUUCGCUACCUUGGCCACUGGCAGAAGAACCCCGACAGUCUACUAGAGCCGAUGGUACAAGACCACUCCCCCUCAAGCACCUGGCUGAGAUCUAAUGGUGUCAAAUUUGUGGAUGAUGGCUGCACUAUUGAGUACACGGGAGACGGACUGAGCAAUCAAGAUGUGGGGAUCGCACAAGCUAACUUUCGAAUUGACAAGCAAAACCAUUAUUUUGAAAUGGACGUUUUGAGCUCUGGCAAGAAAGGCUGGUUGGCGCUCGGGCUAGCCAUCCCUACCUACCCUCUACACAGACACCCCGGGUGGAACAAAGGUUCGAUUGGCUACCAUGCCGAUAACGGACACAUGUACAAAGAGAGAGGACAUGGAGAGCCGUUUGGGCCGACUUGUACAGACGGUGACACUAUGGGCUGUGGAGUUAUCUUCUCAAAUUCCGAUUCCGAUGAUGUGUACCCUGACAGGCCGUUAUCUCCAGACUCGGACUCGGACAUUGAGGAUCCGGACAUGGUACGACUCGACCAAGCAUACGAUGAUAUGCUUGACUAUAAUAGCGACGAAGAAGAUUAUUGUUCCGACGAUGACGAAUUUCUUUUCGGAGGUCAUGGAAGAAUACCUGCCAUAAGGGGUAGAGCUAACUUGCUAGCACAAGCCAAGAGUGUCAAUGAGAGCAAGCUCAAAGGAACUAAGUGCACUGUCUAUUUCACUAAGAAUGGAGAGGUGAUCGGAGAGACUGAUUUCUACCUGCCUCCCGAGGGACUGUAUCCCGUCGUGGCCAUGAUGACUCCUGGAGAGAAAGUCAAAGUGAACUUGAAACCAAUAACUGGUUGAUUGUGUGUGUUCUUGGGUUUUUAUCAUCACAUUGUGUGUUAGAUUUUUAUGUGAUUGUUAUUGUGCAAUGCUGUCCAUAAGAACACUCACGAAUAAUUAAUCAGUUUUUGUUUAAUA